GUCGACUAGUUCAUAAAUUUCGUAUUCGAACUUUACGUUGUUUCCAACUUUCCAAGUGCUAAGUGUUUGAUACUUUUAUCAGUUUUGUGAGUUAUUUAUCAGUGUUUAGUUCAUCAUGACUGGACGUGGUAAAGGAGGCAAAGUCAAGGGAAAGGCCAAGUCCCGAUCCAGCCGCGCUGGACUGCAGUUCCCCGUGGGCCGUAUCCAUCGUAUGUUGCGCAAGGGCAACUACGGCGAGCGCAUCGGCGCUGGUGCUCCCGUUUACCUGGCCGCUGUCCUGGAGUAUCUGGCUGCCGAAGUUCUGGAGUUGGCAGGCAAUGCCGCGCGUGACAACAAGAAGACUCGCAUCAUUCCGCGUCAUCUCCAGCUCGCCAUCCGCAACGACGAAGAGUUGAACAAGUUGCUGUCCGGAGUGACCAUCGCCCAGGGAGGUGUCUUGCCCAACAUCGCUCCGACGCUUUUGCCGAAGAAGACUGCUGGUGGUCCGCAGGAGACGCAGGCGGAAGCCAAGCCCAGACCAGCUGGAGGCAAGGCCAAGAAGCCAGUCGCUGCCGAAGGAGUCUCCCAGGAGGUUUGAAUUUCAUAACCGGAAGUUGUUAGUCGAUCGAUUGUUGUUUUCCGUUGAAUGAAUUAUUGGCUUUGUUGAUGUGCAUUGUACAUACUAAAUACGAAUCUUGAGUGUAGAACUUCAUUGUUUUUUUUGUGCGCUUCGGCGUCACAGUGUUCAUUGUCAGCACUAACAGUUUUCAGUUUACGGAGUUUGAAUGUAAAACGCAAUGAAAUACCGCGGGAAUGUGA
Paramacrobiotus metropolitanus is the source of this 798-nucleotide messenger RNA. Its product is annotated as histone H2A-like. Gene Ontology annotation, molecular function: protein heterodimerization activity; DNA binding; structural constituent of chromatin. The transcript has 2 exons. NCBI's taxonomy places the organism in Eukaryota, Metazoa, Tardigrada, Eutardigrada, Parachela, Macrobiotidae. Gene Ontology annotation, cellular component: nucleosome. The record is from RefSeq and is a predicted model, not a curated record. Bases 116 to 577 code for a protein of 153 amino acids.